Phytophthora sojae is the source of this 210-nucleotide messenger RNA. RefSeq lists its product as hypothetical. The coding region runs from base 1 to 210 and encodes 69 amino acids. Lineage: Eukaryota; Oomycota; Peronosporomycetes; Peronosporales; Peronosporaceae. The transcript has 2 exons. The record is from RefSeq and is a predicted model, not a curated record.
AUGCCGUCGAGUUACUCACUGGCGGCGCUGAUGGGAGUGCAGUUCGGCGACAACCAGGACAUCAUCGCGGUGACUUCGGGCAACACGAUUACGAACAUGACUGCGGCGCACUACAUCGAAAGCAUCUACGACUUCCGGCCGGAGCGCAAGUACAACUUCAUGACAGCCAUCUACCUCACGUUCAAGUAUGUGAGCCAUCUCAAGAGAUAA